Messenger RNA from Panicum hallii, 1064 nucleotides. RefSeq lists its product as uncharacterized. Bases 182 to 790 code for a protein of 202 amino acids. The record is from RefSeq and is a predicted model, not a curated record. The transcript is spliced from 3 exons. NCBI's taxonomy places the organism in Eukaryota, Viridiplantae, Streptophyta, Magnoliopsida, Poales, Poaceae.
GGGAUUUGAUUUGAUUUGAAGGCGCACCGAAUCGAACCCAACCCAAACCACGAGUAGAUACUAGAGAGGCCAGAGGGGGAAAAGGGGAAACAAAUUGGAAGCGCAAGCAAUCCGCGCAAACCCUCUUCCCCAGCUCCCCUCCUCGAUUCGCCCGGCUCCAUCCCCGGCGGCGGCGGCGGCGAUGGCCCGGAAGAGGAAGACGGAUGCCGCGCCGCGGCUGGACGAGGCCGACCGCACGCUCUACUCCACCUUCUGCGGCGCCGCCAACUCCCUCUCCCAGCUCUACACCCAGGCCAUGGCCCAGCAGAAGCUCUCCUUCCAGGCCGGCGAGCGCCACGCCUACGAAAAGCUCUACCAGUGGAUCUUGAGGAAGCAUGAGGAAGAGUCAAGGCUCACUGUAGCUGAUAUAAUUUCUCAUAUUCAGCAUGAGAUGGACUACGGAGGUACUGAUGCACAUGUCUCACCAAGAGUGCAUCAGCAUCCUCAGAUUGCAAAUCCAUUCACAAAUUCAGUUGUUACAUCUGGAACUGGUUUAUAUGGGCAAACGGCAGCUGGGUUAGCUCCUAGACCCAGCCUCAGUGACCAAUCAAAGAAUAUGAUAUUCUCUAAUGCACUAUCAAGCCCGGUGCGCAGGAGUCUCCAGAACCAUUUGGCUCAAGGUGCUGGCAAUGGAGGCCGGAACACAGAACCAAACUCAGCAGGGGCAAAUAGGGAGACCAACUCUGCAAGCUCCAAUGACACUUCUAUGGACAUGGUUUCAGAUAGCGCUGGGAAUGAACUCUACCAGUGAUUUGUGGUGAGAUGUGUCCGCAAUCAGGCAGCAUUGCAUACCAGUAACCACUGUUGUCUGUGUUUUUUUUUCUGCCUUCACUUCUUUGAUAUUUUCCCCAAAGCUCACCUUCUAUGUGGCGAUGUACCUGCACAUCAAGUUUCUUUAAGUUAUUAUUGGUAACUUUGUUGCUUUAUUCCUCCCACACUGUUUCCGUGAGUUUGAGACUAUGAAUGUAAAUGAAAAUCACAUUGUGAUAUGUUCUUAAAGAGGAAGACGACUAAACUUCCUGAAA